Messenger RNA from Arabidopsis arenosa, 3049 nucleotides. NCBI's taxonomy places the organism in Eukaryota, Viridiplantae, Streptophyta, Magnoliopsida, Brassicales, Brassicaceae. The record is from the annotation of a GenBank genome assembly.
CUUCCAUUUCUCCGUCUCAGCUUCUUCUGCAAGUCUCAGAAAUGUCAGAACAGUUUUUCGAAGAAGCUACGCUUAUCGAGAAGCUUUAUGAGUUCGACAAGCGCUUGAGCGAAUGUACGGACAAGUCUCAGAAUGUUCAAGACUAUGAAGGGAUUAUCGAGUUGUCUAAGACAAACAUCAAGACCAAGCAGCUUGGAGCGCAGCUGAUUCCACGCUACUUCAAGUUCUUCACCAGUCUCGCAACUGAAGCUUUUGAUGCGUACAUGGAUCUAAUCGGUGAAGUGGAUGUCGGGGUACGAGUUCAAGCCAUCCACGGGCUUCCAUUGUUUUGCAAGGAUACACCUGAGUUUACAUCUAAGAUAAUUGGUGUUCUUAUACAAUGUCUCAAUACUGAGGAUUUGGUGGAGCGCGAUGCUGUGCACAAGGCUUUUAUGUCACUAUUUCGGCAGGAUACAAAGGCAUCUUUGACUGCAUUGUUUAAACAUACUGAGGCGACUCUUAGUACUGAUGAGCAGAUUCGUGAAAAGGUCUUACACUUUAUCAGAGAUAAGGUGUUCCCUCUUGAAGGAGAACUAUUAAAGCCUCAACAGGAAUUGAAAAAACAUAUAACCGAUUUAAUCAGAAAGGUUACACUGGAUAUGCAUAAGAUGAGAGAAGAAAAUUCUGAGCUUGUUUGGUCUUCGCCACCCGAUGUUCGGAAACGAAGUGGUCAUCCCAGAUCAGUAGAAUCAAGCUCUCACAGGGAAGAAGAACAUCGAAAUGUCUCAGACAACAGCCAAGACAGCGAAUCAGAAGAUGACUUCAAGAUGAGCUGCCCCAGAAGGUCUCCUAUAAUUCAGAGGUUUCCGCAAUUGUGUCAUCUAUCAGGGGUUAUCUCCGAUGCACUGGCAGAGAGCUGUCUCGGUGAAGCAAGAUAUAAAUUCGUCUUGAAAACAGAGCCAAAAAGUCAACUCUACUUUUCUGAUACCGGUGGGCUAAUGGUUAUAUUUUGGGAACCAAAAAGUUUAGAUAGAAAGUUUAUCUCCCGGGAAAAAACUGUGAAAUUGCUGGAAAAGGUUUCAGGCUAUAUUCGAGACCAGCGUUAUCAUUUGCUGUGUUGGGCAUACACAGCAGGCGACAUGGUUAGUGCUUCCUUAGUUUUGCAUGGAUGGGUGGAAGAGUUUAUUCCGUUGUGCCCACAGUACCUUUGCUAUGCGCUUGAUAUAAGACAUGCAUUGUCGUUUAUUAAACAAUUUGGCAUACCAAGAGAGAGGGAGAUGUAUUUUAACUGCAAUUUUGAAAGGCCAUGUGAUCCCAAGGAAAAAAAGUACUACAUAGAUGAAAUAUUUAGAUACGACACGCUAGAGCAAGCUUUGGUGCGUCUUAGAAGUCAUCCUGUUGGCGCAUCAUUGAUCUUAUUCAAGGGUUGGGAUCACCCUGGCAUCAUCUACCGAGGACCCACUAAGGAAGGGCCUAAUGAAUACAAAGGUCUUCACGAUGUACUAAUGCUUGAUUGUAGAUCGGUUGGAGGGGAAAUGGUGGUGAGAUGCAAAAGUAGUAGCAGUACAGAUACUGGGUUUAAGGGAUACAUUUACGUUUCUACAGAAGUGAUGUGGAUAGUAGUUGGAGAAAAAUCUGACAAGGAAGCUGUUUGCCCUGAAAAACCGCAACAUCUCCUUCACGAAUUCUAUUCUAUAGGCAUGAAAACAGGUCCUCUGGGUCUAAAAUUUAAAGAGAAGCCAAAUCGAGCAAAGAAAAAUCUCAAGUUUAAGAUGGCAGAGAUAGAAUAUGAAGAAUAUGUAGACGAGGAUGAAGAAUUUCUCGAAGAGGAUGAAGAAAUGUUCGAAGAGGAUGAAGAAAUGGUCGAAGAUGAUGAAGAAUCUCAUCGAGACCAUGGACCUCGAAGAGGGAUGUCGGUGCUCCAAGGAGAAGAGCCAAAGGAUCAGCGAGUUUACAAGAAAGACAUCACUGACAAAGGAUGUCUGUUUGCGUUUUCCACUGGUCUAACUCAAGCGACAGCUACUAAACAAUCACCUGGUGAAGUUGUUCAAAAAGUGGAAUCUCCUGUGGUCGUUGUCACUGGUGCCUCUAAAGGGGUUGGUAAAGCAAUUGCUCUAGCCUUGGGUAAAGCUGGCUGUAAGGUCUUGGUGAAUUAUGCUGGGUCAGCAAAGGAGGCUGAAGAAGUUUCUAAACAGAUUGAAGAAUAUGGUGGCCAGGCUAUCACUUUUGGGGGUGAUGUCUCGAAAGCGGCUGAUGUGGAUGCGAUGAUGAAAACCGCUGUUGAUAAAUGGGGAACCAUUGAUGUUGUGGUUAACAAUGCAGGAAUUACUCGGGAUACCUUGUCAAUACGAAUGAAGCAAUCGCAAUGGGACGAAGUGAUUGCUUUGAAUCUCACUGGUGUAUUUCUCUGUACUCAGGCAGCAGUAAAGAUCAUGAUGAAGAAGAGAAAGGGAAGAAUCAUCAAUAUCUCAUCAGUUGUUGGUCUCAUUGGUAAUAUUGGUCAAGCAAACUACGCUGCCGCUAAAGGUGGAGUUAUUUCGUUUUCCAAGACUAUUGCUAGAGAAGUUGCGUGCAGGAAUAUAAAUGUCAAUGUGGUUUGCCCCGGAUUCAUUGCAUCUGACAUGACUGCCGAGCUUGGAGAAGACAUGGAAAAGAAAAUCCUGGGAACAAUCCCAUUAGGACGGUAUGGAAAAGCUGAAGAAGUUGCUGGCUUGGUAGAAUUCUUGGCUCUCAGUCCUGCUGCCAGUUACAUAACCGGACAGGAAUUCACCAUUGAUGGAGGUAUUGCUAUCUAGACAUUUGGUAUGAUUCGGCUUUUGUUUAGUUAAAACAAUUUGGUUAAACAGACAAAGUUGAGUUCUUUCUAGCAAUUGGUCGGAUUUUCUAUUUUGCGGUGUCUGUAUGGAAAUAUCUGAAACUCACUGCUUAAACUACGUAUUUGGCCACUUUCAACUUUUUCGUAAAAAGAGCAGAGAACUUUGCCAGAUAAUAUUUUGUACUUUCCCUUUGUUUUGUUUGAAGAAAAUAGCAAAGCAGCCUCUGAAAUCAGAAAUGAAAAGGAAAACUACUG